Molecule: messenger RNA, 522 nt
Organism: Ambispora gerdemannii
Lineage: Eukaryota; Fungi; Glomeromycota; Glomeromycetes; Archaeosporales; Ambisporaceae
Source: the annotation of a GenBank genome assembly
AUGAAGAAGCAAACGUUUUUCUUGGUAGCUCUUAUUUUUUUCGCUUUUGUCUUGUCUUCGUGGGUUAAUGCCAUGCCAAAAGUGAUUGAAAAGAGAGAUGUAUGCCCUGAAUUAACCUAUCAUUGCCGAUUUGUACCUGCCGGAACAUUAGACAAACAAGUUCUUGGCGAGCUUAAAUUCCAACAACAGCCCGAUUGCUCUGUGUGGCUCGACGGUCAGCUUAAUCAAGUUAUUGACACCACUUUGUACUCGGACUACGAUCCCGGAUGGAAAAUCUACGAACCCGAAUCGGAAUACUAUGAUGUCAAAAUAGUCGAUUCAGUAGGCACACUUAUCUGGAGUCUAAACAGUUUUCUCUAUCCAAUCCGGAUUGAAGCUCCUUUUGCAGCUGUUGUACCUUCACCCGGUCUAGGUUUCCCUUUUACAAAACUCAAAGGUAAAUUGUGUACAGUGAUAUACAACUGCGAAGAUGGCCCUGUUCAGCAACCUGGAGAGACCGAGGUUGUCGAAAUCCCUAAUUAG